GUCAAAAUUCUAAGACAGACAGAAAACCUAAUCAAGACCUAACAUUAUACUAUAUUAAAUUCCAUCAGGUGGUAGCUGACCAGAUCUGCGACUUCCUUCGCCACCGGCGAGGCUACGAGAAAUACCUGUCGUUUGGCUGCAGCGGAGGAGGUUACCUCUCAUGCGAGGUCUCACUCAAGGUUCACGAAGACCCAGCGCUGCUAGCGUUAGCGUACGGCAGGAUGGCGGGGCAUGUGUACGAGAGUCCAGUAGAUCUCGACCAGAUCAGCAUCGCAUACGUGCAUACCAUCACCAGCAACCCCAGACUCUUUAGAGUCACCAAGCUCUUCGUUGACUGGUUCAUGCGUGUGUGCUACGACUCGAUGACUCGCCACUACGUGGCCGCAGCGCAGCGCAUGUACAACUGCCCGGUGGCCGCGGACGCUCUCUUCCUCUUCUCAGACAGCGACCCCAUGAGCCCGCACUCGGCCUACGAGUCCAUCGCCGACAAGUGGAGGGCAAAAGGGCGGAGGGUUAGGUUCAGCAUCUUCGAGCACUCCAACACAGGCCACUGUCGCAACUUUGCUGUCCACCCUGAAAAAUACAGACAUGAAGUCUACAAGUUCCUUGUCGACGUCGGAUUUGUCGAUCAGAAUACUGUCGAUAAGGUUUUAUCGUCCAAUUGAAAUGACACGAUUUUAAUGUGCAAUAAAAGCGCAUCAAAAAGAACUAAAUUAACUCGGAAUAAGCGUUUUAUCAGAAAUUUACUCGAAAGUGCUACCAGAAAGCCGACGUUUUCUGGUAAAGCACCGACGCCUCGAGAAGCCUGCACUUUUUUAGUCGGGGAUCUCAUUCGUUAGGACGUGGAGCUCGUGUUGAGUUCAGAAUUUCUGAAUGUGGUAAAUACGUGUAUUGGUGGACCAAUGGGGACUUGAUAAUGAACAUGUGUCGUCUGCGCGAGAAUGUCUGUGGUUGAUUUUGUUCCCCUGAUUUGGUCUCGUUUUAUUAAUUUUAAAACCAGAAGGUCAAGAUGGCCGCUUCCCCAAGCUAGCAUCACAGUACAGAAUGUCCGAUAUUUUAUCUCCUUUAAUUGGGAUAUGGUAAUUAUUCAAUUUAAUUGAUUAACUUGAGUGAAUGAGCUUAACUUAGGUACAGUAAUAAUUUUGUAAGCUAUUUUAAUUUGUUUUUGACUCGCUCUGGGGGCUAGUCCAGUUUUCUACUGAGGUCUCGCUUUAGAUCUGUUGUGGUUAGUUGUUCGAAUUGUGACCCGUUUUUAGCUGAGUGUUCAGGCUGAUCUAUGUCAACUUGUCAAGUAUGCCUGGUCAUAUGAGAAUAUCAACAAGAUGAGAAUGAAUGGGAUUGACAGUGAAGACGCUGAUGGGCUAUGAUGUGACAUGGUGUAGGUCCAAUUUUAAAUCCUUGUUUCAAUAGUUCUCGCAGGAAUUGUAAUAGAAAAAAAAUUCGACGUAAAAAACCGAUUCCAACAAGUCUAUCUUCAUCUUUUUAGAGACUUGAAGCUCGUAAGUUGAUGAGAGUUUGUGCCAAUACUUACCUAGUGUCAUUUUAAUUACUAUGAACAUUCUACUAAGUAAAUAGAGUUCCGAGAAUUGUAAUCUAUAAUUAAAUAGCUUAUGUAGAAUUCUCAAGAAGUCACCUUGUUUUUGUUAUUUACUACUUUUGCAUCUGUUUUAAUUGCUUGUGAUCACCUAGACUUAAUUCCAUCGACGGUUCAUGAUAACUUGUUUCUAUUCCAUGCCCUCGUGCUGAUUUGUAAUGUUUGACUUAGGCCGACGAGGUUAAUUGGAUUAUGUAGAGUAAAAUAUUGACCUCGUACCCUGUACGUUCAGUUUACUUGAGUUUGACCAGUUCACUUCUGGAAUUGCGUUUACUAAAUUAAUUAUUAUGCAACGACCAAAUGUCUUGCAUGUUCCUCACUCUGAUGAAAAAUGUUGUCGGUGUAGGCUUUGUCUCAGAAAUACAAGGAAUAAGGGAUCAAAUCUUGAGCUUCAAUCCCGCCUUAUACGAUUUGUUCGUAAAACGGUUCCCGAACUAAUUAGAUUACUUUAGGAGACUUCAUAUAGGCCCUCUCCAUUCAAAUGUGCCGCAUUUAAUACAAAUGCAGUGGUGCGUUUGAAAGGCAGGAUUGUUGCGCACCAAGAACAUCAUUAUUUCUGUAUGAGAAAGAAAUUUGACGAAUAUAUAUGGAAAUACUUUCCU
Messenger RNA from Hyalella azteca, 2196 nucleotides. RefSeq lists its product as uncharacterized. Bases 222 to 665 code for a protein of 147 amino acids. The record is from RefSeq and is a predicted model, not a curated record. The transcript has 4 exons. Gene Ontology annotation, molecular function: serine hydrolase activity. NCBI's taxonomy places the organism in Eukaryota, Metazoa, Arthropoda, Malacostraca, Amphipoda, Hyalellidae.